Messenger RNA from Anguilla rostrata (American eel), 2752 nucleotides. Its product is annotated as Schwann cell myelin protein-like. Lineage: Eukaryota; Metazoa; Chordata; Actinopteri; Anguilliformes; Anguillidae. The transcript has 7 exons. Bases 1142 to 2752 code for a protein of 536 amino acids. The record is from RefSeq and is a predicted model, not a curated record.
CAUGACUGAAAGGUUUGGCUCCUUACAGGACCUCUUUCAGUUUCAGGUUGAGGCUUUUGGUUCCUGUUAGAGGCAAGAAUCAGAGGCUGUGUAUAGCAGAGCGCAUUUAUAAAAGAACUCAGAUGAGCUCAGCUGAAGCGUUUGUGUGCUGCUGCAAAGGUAAGAGAACGCUCUGACCAAAUUUCAAAAUACUCUUCUGAAACAGAUACCAAUUAACUAUAUUCAAAUGCCAUUUUACAGCAUCGAAGAUACCGUAGGAGAAGAUGUAAAUGAAGGAGUUAAAUAGUAUGUCUACUCCUAAAUACCAGACAGCAGCAUUCAUGAUUAGAACUGUGACUGCAUUAUCAUGUGUUUUAAUUGUUCUGCACCAGCCAUAUUUAGGGAUCAAUAGAUUAGCGGCCUAGAUACACUUAUUUAGCUUGCACAUCAAAUCUUGUUUUUAAAAAAUCUAAACCUUCUCAAACUAUGUACCAUAGUCCAGCACUACCAAACAGACCGAAACAUCACAACUGAGCAUGAAUCAGUUCCUACAAUAUUCCACUCUUUGAGCUUUGGGUUUGAUCUUUUCCUAUUACAUUACUCUUGCAUUGUCUUUUUUUACUGUAUCAUCCUGCCUUCUAAAUAAUGAUGUUUAGCCAGGGUACUGAGACUUCCUCUAAAUAUGUAUAGCAUUUGUGAGUUGGACCAGAGCAAGAUAAGUAACAGGAAAUCAUGCAGAUUCUUCAAAAAUAGCCUCUCCGUUCACAUUCUUUGAAUAAAAAAAGUAGCCAAUUAAAAGCGGAAAUAAACAGUAGUUUGAAUAUUAAUAUUAACUCUUUGAAAAGUAGGUUUUUUGGAAUGUUUUUUUUUUAAAAAGUCAGUGUUCUAGAACUCCAUUGUUUUCAGUUACCAGCAGCGAUUGUUACAUCAGCGAUAGAAUGUUCAGUUAAGAACAUUCUAAUCACAUAUCUAACAACUUGAAGCAUUAAUGACAUAAAAUUUAACAUACCACAUUUAUGGCGACAAAAUAAAUACUCUGCCGACCUAUCUGAAUAAACAUUAACAAACCAGAUUUCAAGAAAUUGAAAUUAAGACAACCAAAGUUGUAGAUAUGCACACACAAUUGGUUUUGUAAUUUUGAAUGAAAUUGUAAUUUAAAAAGAUGCUUCAUUACAGGGUUGGAGCCACAUCUGGAGCUGGAGGCUUUAUGCGUAGACAGAGUUCCUUUCCUGCAAAAAUAAUGUUUCCUACUUGCAGCACGUACGCACACAGACUGACCAGACUGCUCUGUCUGAUCCUGGCAGGGCGUGUCCUCAGAGCCCUGUGUGUCACCUGGAAGCUGAACGUGCCGAAAACCAUCUCCGCUGUGCAGGGAACCUGCGUGGUCAUCCCUUGCCAGACCGGACCUCACACCAGGGCUGUCUGGUACCAGUACCACUCCCUCAGAUGGCCCAAGGUGUACGACGGCCUGAACCCGGGGUCGGUCCUAAAUGAGUUCCGGGGACGGACGUCGGUGCUGGGCUCCCCUCGGCAGGGGAACUGCUCUCUGAGGAUCGAUGCCGUUAGGCAAGCAGACGAUGGCGUCAGCCUGUACGCGUGGAUCAACCCAGAUGAGUCCAGCAGCCAGCAGUUUCACAAACAAACAGUAGUGCUCAAGGUUACAGGAAUUGAAGUACCCCAAAUAUCCAUCCAGGGUCCGAUGACAGAAGGCUCCCUCGUCUCUCUAAACUGCAGCGUGCCUCACUCUUGCCCCACAUCCCCCCUGGCCCUCGUUUGGGCGGGCCUGCCCGAGGGACAUGCCUCCAGCGUUACCACGGCGGCAGACGUCCCGCGGGGCGUGUGGGUGUCCGUGGCGACGGCGAGCUGGAGGGCGUCGGGGCGGGACAACGGCAGGAUGGUGGCCUGUUCCGUGCGGCUUGACCGCGAAAUCCGGCAGGUCGUCCGGCUGGAUGUUUCACACGCCCCUGUAGACGUCAACCUCACAGCCGAGAUGCCUGUUGUUAAGGAGGGAGAGGCGGCAAUGCUGAGGUGCAGUGGUGACGGCAACCCCCCGCCAACUGUCUACCGGUGGCUGGAGAGGCGGGGCGGAGAGACCGUCCAGCUGAACUCGUCUCGGGAUGAGGUGUCUGUACCCAGGGUCUGGCGAGACUCCUCCUUCUCCUGCGUCGCGCAGAACCCUCUUGGGAGUCGCCAGUCGGACUGGCUGUCGCUCAACGUCCAAUUUUCUCCCGUCAUCCUGCCUGGAAGCGCCUGCUUUGUGACCGGUGGUGCUUUGAGGUGCGUGUGCCGGGUGGAGGCCAGUCCCAACGCCACCCUGCACUGGACCGUCAACAACAACGACCCCCCAGCAUCCUUUGCUUCUGUCGUCGAGCAGGAGGGUGCCGUGACAUCGGCCGUGCUGACAGGGCCUCUGGGGAAGCAGCUCAAUGUGUCCUGCACUGCAUACAACCCCAUAGGGAACGUCACCUACAACCUGCCAAUAAACAACACACUCAUUUCUCCCGUCAUCCUGCCUGGAAGCACCUGCUUUGUGACCGGUGGUGCUUUGAGGUGCGUGUGCCGGGUGGAGGCCAGUCCCAACGCCACCCUGCACUGGACCGUCAACAACAACGACCCCCCAGCAUCCUUUGCUUCUGUCGUCGAGCAGGAGGGUGCCGUGACAUCGGCCGUGCUGACAGGGCCUCUGGGGAAGCAGCUCAAUGUGUCCUGCACUGCAUACAACCCCAUAGGGAACGUCACCUACAACCUGCCAAUAAACAACACACUCAAAUAG